This is a messenger RNA of Lentinula edodes (shiitake mushroom), 1434 nucleotides long. RefSeq lists its product as uncharacterized. The record is from RefSeq and is a predicted model, not a curated record. The transcript is spliced from 5 exons. NCBI's taxonomy places the organism in Eukaryota, Fungi, Basidiomycota, Agaricomycetes, Agaricales, Omphalotaceae. Gene Ontology annotation, molecular function: protein-lysine N-methyltransferase activity. Gene Ontology annotation, biological process: peptidyl-lysine monomethylation; peptidyl-lysine trimethylation. The coding region runs from base 61 to 1410 and encodes 449 amino acids.
AAAUCACGUUAUUUCUCCACGUGGUCUUGUCGCGUCGCGCUUUGUCUGUACCACCGUCCAAUGUCCAUGGAUGUCAAAUGGAGAAAUCUCCUUUCUUGGCUUAAUGACCAUGGAAUGGACACGAAUGAAAAUUCCUUGCUCGUUGAACGUAGGCUGACAUAUCCAGGAACAGAAUACUAUGGUUUAUAUGCUAAAAAGGCACUUUCUCCGAAGACGACGUUGUUUACUAUUCCGAGAACGGCUCUGUUGAAUCGCAAGACUCUUUCGUCCUAUUACGGCACUGCUGCCAAAUCGCUAUCAGCAAUGCAAAUGAUAUCUUUACAUCUACUAUUACAUCGUCCUCUUCCGGGCAGGGAAUCUCUGGAUCCUCUUUUCGGACCCUACAUUUCGACUCUACCUCAAAAUUUUGACUAUCAUCCGUUGUCGUGGACAAUCAAGCGCAAUAUCGGACCAUCCCUUGAUAUCCUUCCUCCUGAUGCCUCUUGGGCUCUUCAAGAUCUUUCUUCCAAGUUUCGAAAUGAUCUAGCGGCCGUAUCAUCAUUCGUGCAUGAUCAUCCACAGAUUUUGAAGGCAGCUUCGAAAGCCCCUAGCGAGUUUAUGGAAGAUAACGAGUCGCUAGUCCAUGAUUAUCUGUGGGCUUGGUUGAAUGUGAAUACGCGAUGUAUAUAUCACCAGAUCAAAAACUCUCCUUCAGAUCCUGACAACAUAACUCUCUGUCCGAUCUUAGACUUCGCAAACCAUUCGUCUCACCUACCUGGCAUGAAGCCUCCAUCUCCGGGCAACGGAAACCUCCGCUCGAACUUGUAUCGCGAUUUCUCCCUUCUAUCUCCUUCUGAUUCCUCCGUUGAUGCAGAUAGCGAACUGCAUCUGCAAUAUGGAGCGCACUGCAACCGUGUGCUGUUCAUUGAAUACGGGUUUGUGCUGUCACCAGAUUCAAUUCCUGAAGAUCAACGCACUUUGGAGGUCAAUGUCGAUGACAUUGUGGAAGCUCUUGUCGUUGAGAAAGGCGAAACAGGCGUGUGGAUGAAGAGCGUCUUAGUUUUGGACAAUUACUGGAGGGAUUGGACAAUGCAUUAUGCGUCCGGAUCUGCAUUCCCUUCGUAUCGACUGGUCAUGGCUCUGCGCUUAAUAUCUAUUUUCCCUUCGGGGCCACUACCUUCAUCUUCAGAGGAGAUGCUCCGCCCUUGGAAAAAUGUCGUACUGGGGAACUGCGACAAGCUUUCAUCGAAUCUUGAAGAAGCAUGGUGUAACAUUCUUAGGAAUGUCUGCACCACGGUGAUCGAACGUGCAUUUACGGCGCUCGUGACUCCCGAGGUCAAAGUUCAUGAUUUUAUUGUUGCACUCUGGACAGAAGAAAGAUUUGUUGCUGAACGUAUAUUAGACCUGAUAAAAAAUGGGGAAAUCUUUUAACCUUGUCCCAACUACUUGUUUGAU